Molecule: messenger RNA, 1017 nt
Organism: Cajanus cajan (pigeon pea)
Lineage: Eukaryota; Viridiplantae; Streptophyta; Magnoliopsida; Fabales; Fabaceae
Product: Ribosomal protein L6 family
Biological process (GO): translation
Cellular component (GO): ribosome
Molecular function (GO): rRNA binding; structural constituent of ribosome
Source: RefSeq, a predicted model, not a curated record
ACAACCGUAAAUUCCAACAAUAACCGAUAACGUUUUUAUUAAAAAAAAAAUAAAAAAGAAAAAGAAUUCCGAUCAAGCCACCGUAGCAGAUAACAGGUGCUGAGGUACCUCCUUGGAUAAGGCUUUCUUCUUUUGUUCUUGUUGGAACAACCUUGUAACAAUGGCUUCCUCGGUUACCUCCUCUUUUCGUAUCAGCAAUUUGAAGUCUGUUUUUGUGGGUGAGACAAAUAAGCUUAGAGUUUCAAGUGUUCCUGGUGCUCAUGUUGGUUUGAUUAGAAAGACUGUGGAAUGUAAGGAAUCACGAAUUGGGAAGCAACCAAUUGCUGUGCCAUCCAAUGUUACAGUCAAAUUGGAAGGACAGGAUAUACAAGUGAAAGGUCCUUUGGGGGAACUUGCAUUAACAUAUCCUCGAGAAGUGCUGGUUGAGAGGGAAGAUUCAGGGACUCUAAGAGUAAGAAAGGCAGUUGAAACCAGAAGGGCCAAUCAAAUGCAUGGGCUUUUUAGGACGCUUACAGACAACCUUGUGGUUGGAGUAUCUAAAGGUUUUGAAAAGAAACUUCAACUUGUUGGCGUUGGUUAUCGUGCAACGGUAGAAGGAAACGAUAUCGUGCUGAAUCUCGGAUUUUCCCAUCCUGUUAAGAUGACAAUCCCUAAUGGCCUCAAAGUGAAGGUGGAAGAAAACACCAGAAUCACAGUUAGUGGAUAUGACAAAUCUGAGGUUGGCCAGUUUGCUGCUUCUAUUAGGAAGUGGAGACCCCCAGAGCCAUACAAAGGAAAGGGUGUCAAAUAUGCUGAUGAAGUUGUAAGGAGAAAGGAAGGAAAAGCAGGAAAGAAGAAGUGAUGGGGGAUUUCAGUUUUGCUUUUUCAUUUAUCUCCUGUUGUUUUGCCUCAUUUGUUAGUUAUGGAAAUGUUAAAUAUACCAAGUAAAAGAAAUUCAUAUUCAUUGAGAUAAGCUUGAGUCACUUAUGCUUAUGAUAUUCAAAAGUAUAGCAAUCAAUAACUGUCAUUAUAGUGUGA